Molecule: messenger RNA, 1610 nt
Organism: Aspergillus sclerotioniger CBS 115572
Lineage: Eukaryota; Fungi; Ascomycota; Eurotiomycetes; Eurotiales; Aspergillaceae
Product: HAD family hydrolase
Exons: 2
Coding region: 444-1178 (244 amino acids)
Molecular function (GO): hydrolase activity
Source: RefSeq, a predicted model, not a curated record
CCGCUCCUACCUUGAAUACCGGGGGUGAAUUCCUUCCUGUUUGCCAGCCAUUUUUCGGUUCUCUCGAUCAGCCACUGAAUUCAAGCGUCAUUCCGUGUCUUGGUUGCCCCCCUUGAAUCCAGAUAAUACUAGGUAGGUACCACCACUUUUCGUCUGGGGCUUUCUUUGUAUUGGUCCCUCCCAGUACUACUUAAACACAUUGAAUGCCCUCGCAUUGCCCCUCUUCUCCUUACCCCCAGAUUUUCUUGUUCCUCUUUCCUCUCUCCUCCAUAAAUUAGACUUUACCUCUUGGAAAAACUACAAUCUCCUUUCCUACCAUCUCCUCAUAAGUUGUUCCUCACGUCAGCCUUUUUCUCACAGCCUACCUAAGCGAGCCUCCACGUUCGCCCACGUACAUUGUAUCUUCUGUCACCAAAGUAUUUAUUCCCAAUCUUGCAGCCACCAUGCCGCAGAUCACCGAGAUCUUCUUUGACUGCGACAACACCCUCGUCCUUUCGGAGGAGCUGGCCUUUGAGGCCUGUGCUGAUCUUGCCAAUGAAAUCCUGGAAAAGCAGAAUAUCUCGGAUCGUUAUACGGGCGAGCAGCUUAUCCAAGACUUUGUUGGUCAGAACUUCCGCGGAAUGAUGGUCUCUCUUCAGGCCAAAUAUAAGUUCGAGAUGUCCAAGGAGGAGCUUGAGGAAUACGUAAAGAAGGAGGAGGAUAAGGUCAUUGCCAAGCUGACCGACAAAGCUCAACCCUGCGUUGGUGUUACCGAAGAACUUGAGAAGCUGUUCAAGUCCAAGAAGUACGGCCUGUCAGUGGUCUCCUCAUCUGCACUGCGUCGUGUCCGUGCCUCUAUCAAGAAGGUUGGACAAGACAAGUAUUUCGACCCGGAGAAUGUGUUCAGUGCAGCCACCUCACUUCCCAAGCCCACUUCGAAGCCGGAUCCCGCUAUUUACAUCCAUGCUCUCGAGGUGCGCAACAAGAAGCCUGAAGAAGUGGUCGCCGUUGAGGACAGCAAGUCUGGUGCUCUUAGCGCCAUUCGUGCCGGCAUUCCAGUUAUUGGCUAUGUUGGAAGCUACCACGGCGAUGAAAAACAGUUUGAAAUGUCCCAGCGUCUGCAGGAGCUGGGUGCCAAGGUUAUCAUGAAGGAUUGGAGUGAAUUUCCGCAAUGUCUCUCUCAAAUUGAAGCGGCCUGAAGGAAUGGUAGAUUAUACCGUCUUAAUUCUCUACUUACGAAUAUGUACACGAAGCCAUGAUAGCAAGCGAGUUGGCCGUUUCGGGGCUUUGGGUCACUUCCUUCACUUCAGACCAGGACAUCUCAGAUGACUAUCAACAUUAUUUCUUUGCAUCUUAACUCGGCUGGACCUUUUGUCUUCCCCCAUCGUGUCAUGCAGUGAUCCGUCACUUCUUUUAUCUAGGAAACUGUUGUCUGAUGAUCACCUGCCAUAUUACCACAUUCGCAUGAUUCACUUCAUCAUUCGGGGUCCAUGCAUUACUAUCAAACCUUCUAAUAGAUAGGUUAAAUUAGGGAUCAGAUACUUUCUUUGGGGGGCUGUUGCCUGCACAGGCACAAUGGAAAUUCUCUAUCAACCAAUGUCCUUGUCUCAAUAAACAUCAAAGGAACGGGU